This is a messenger RNA of Diceros bicornis minor, 1543 nucleotides long. RefSeq names its product TLE family member 5, transcriptional modulator (gene TLE5). Gene Ontology annotation, molecular function: transcription corepressor activity; protein binding. The record is from RefSeq and is a predicted model, not a curated record. Gene Ontology annotation, cellular component: transcription regulator complex; nucleus. NCBI's taxonomy places the organism in Eukaryota, Metazoa, Chordata, Mammalia, Perissodactyla, Rhinocerotidae. The coding region runs from base 72 to 665 and encodes 197 amino acids. The transcript has 7 exons. Gene Ontology annotation, biological process: regulation of DNA-templated transcription; negative regulation of canonical Wnt signaling pathway.
CCCGGCGCCCCGAGCCGCCCGAGCCGGGGCGCACAGCCGGGGCGCAGCCCGCGCCCCCCGCCGCGACUGACAUGAUGUUUCCACAAAGCAGGCAUUCGGGCUCGUCGCACCUACCCCAGCAACUCAAAUUCACCACCUCGGACUCCUGCGACCGCAUCAAGGACGAGUUCCAGCUGCUGCAGGCCCAGUACCACAGCCUGAAGCUCGAAUGUGACAAACUGGCCAGUGAGAAGUCGGAGAUGCAGCGUCAUUACGUGAUGUACUAUGAGAUGUCCUACGGCCUGAACAUCGAGAUGCACAAGCAGGCUGAAAUCGUCAAGAGGCUGAACGGCAUCUGUGCCCAGGUUCUCCCGUACCUCUCCCAGGAGCACCAGCAGCAGGUCCUGGGAGCCAUCGAGAGGGCCAAGCAAGUCACGGCCCCGGAGCUCAACUCCAUCAUCCGACAGCAGCUCCAAGCCCACCAGCUGUCCCAGCUGCAGGCUCUGGCCCUGCCCCUGACCCCGCUGCCCGUGGGGCUGCAGCCGCCCUCGCUGCCAGCGGUCAGCGCGGGCACCGGGCUGCUCUCGCUGUCUGCGCUGGGCUCGCAGGCCCACCUCUCCAAGGAAGACAAGAACGGGCAUGACGGGGACACCCACCAGGAGGACGACGGGGAGAAGUCGGAUUAGGGGGCGGCGGGGAUGGGGAGGGCGGGGGGACAGAGGGGAGGCGGAGAGAGGAAGCUGGGGUGCCAGACACAGUAUCUCUGGAGAUGGGCUCGACUCCCGUAGAAUUUAUGGCCCCAGCCCUGCUUGGGUGCCACCCCCUGGCUUUGCUCCUGCCCCUGAUCCCGGCCUCCCUCCUCCUCCUCCUGAUCCCCCCACCACCACUCCCCUGCAGCCAGAAUGGGUAUAUACCUGCGCAUACCACAGAUGGGGCAAGCUGAGGCCUGGAGGUACAAAUGGGAGGCCAGCUCAGGAGGGAGCAAGACCUCAAGAAAUCCAACACCCCCCGCACUCCCCGCCCCCGUUUGGCACACGUGUAACUGACAGUUGCCCGCCGGGCCCCCUCAGGGCACACCCCCCAGCCUCCCCCUACCCCGGCACUGCAUGCAAAGAUGCUAGCUGCCCCCUCCCGCCCUGGGCACCCCGAGUCUCCCCCUCCCCUCCACCCACGCACCCCCUGCCGCUAGUUUCAGAAUGCACCCCCACCUGGGCCUCUCCCCUCGCCCACAGAAGAGGGGGCCGCGGGAAGUGAGUGGGGCGGGGGUCUCAGAAUUCCCUUUCUCCCCUUCCCCAAUAAAGAUGAGGGUACUCAAGUUGUCUUGGUUAUUCUUUUUUUUUUCUUUUUUCCAGUACACUAGCUUGUCUUUGAAGAAGGGGGAUAUUAAAAAAAAAGACAGAAAAAUGUUUAAAAAAAAAAAGCAACUCCCACACCUGUGUCUGUAUAUAGCCUUUUAGACUGUCGGCUUCUGUGUGUUCCUCGUUUGAUCUCUGCGGAGAGAAGUGAAAUGCUGUAUCGAGGGUGGGCUUAGCUGUGCCUUUCAAAUAAAGAUGUGAGAAGGUUG